CCCCAGAGCUCGACGGUGGCGGCCUCGCACGGGGUCGGAUCAGCGGAGACCCGCGGAGGGGCAGCAGUGGCGGCCUCGGGAAAACGUCUUUCUCUAGAGUUACAUACAUAGAACAUCCUGGAGUCCACCAUGAAUGGGCAGUUGGAUCUGAGUGGGAAACUAAUCAUCAAAGCUCAGCUUGGGGAGGAUAUUCGACGAAUUCCCAUUCAUAAUGAAGAUAUUACUUAUGAUGAAUUAGUGCUAAUGAUGCAGCGAGUCUUCAGAGGAAAACUUCUGAGUAAUGAUGAAGUUACAAUUAAAUAUAAAGAUGAAGAUGGAGAUCUUAUAACAAUUUUUGAUAGUUCUGACCUUCCUUUGCAAUUCAGUGUAGUAGAAUACUGAAACUGACAUUAUU
Messenger RNA from Capra hircus (goat), 394 nucleotides. RefSeq names its product protein TFG-like. Bases 130 to 381 code for a protein of 83 amino acids. The record is from RefSeq and is a predicted model, not a curated record. Gene Ontology annotation, cellular component: endoplasmic reticulum exit site. Gene Ontology annotation, molecular function: identical protein binding. The transcript is spliced from 3 exons. Gene Ontology annotation, biological process: COPII vesicle coat assembly; endoplasmic reticulum to Golgi vesicle-mediated transport. NCBI's taxonomy places the organism in Eukaryota, Metazoa, Chordata, Mammalia, Artiodactyla, Bovidae.